Momordica charantia (bitter melon) is the source of this 708-nucleotide messenger RNA. RefSeq names its product large ribosomal subunit protein eL32z. Gene Ontology annotation, molecular function: structural constituent of ribosome. NCBI's taxonomy places the organism in Eukaryota, Viridiplantae, Streptophyta, Magnoliopsida, Cucurbitales, Cucurbitaceae. Gene Ontology annotation, cellular component: ribosome; cytosolic large ribosomal subunit. Gene Ontology annotation, biological process: translation. The record is from RefSeq and is a predicted model, not a curated record.
CCCUAAUUGAACGAACACUCUCUAUAUAAACCUCCAGAGCCUUAAGCUUAUCAUCGAAGCUGGGACGGCCAAGGGAAACCCUAAUACCUUAGUAGGCGAAAAUGGCGGUGCCUUUGCUCACGAAGAAGAUCGUGAAGAAGAGGGCCCAGAAGUUCAAGAGGCCCCAGAGUGAUCGAAAGAUCUCCGUCAAGGAAAGCUGGAGAAGACCAAAGGGUAUUGAUUCCAGAGUUAGAAGAAAGUUCAAAGGAUGUACGCUGAUGCCGAAUAUUGGUUAUGGUACUGACAAAAAGACCCGUCACUACCUUCCUAAUGGUUUCAAGAAGUUCGUUGUUCACAAUGUCAAGGAGCUCGAGGUCUUGAUGAUGCACAACAGGACUUAUUGUGCUGAAAUUGCCCACGAUGUUUCCACAAGGAAGAGGAAAGAGAUUGUGGAAAGAGCAGCCCAACUUGAUGUUGUAGUUACCAACAAGCUUGCUAGGUUGCGCAGCCAAGAGGAUGAAUGAACAACUUAGAACAUUAAAAUGCAGUUUUCAUUAUGCUUUGUAGUGAGAUUUGGUUAAUAUAUACUUUUUUUGGUUCAUGAAAUUUUGAUAUUUAAUGACCUCUGAAGUUGCUACUGUCAUCUAAACAAUAUAUUUGCAACCUUGAAUUUUGUGGUGUUUUAUUCUCCUGCCUGCUUGUUGACAAGAUUGCUCGACUUUUCAUCAA